This is a messenger RNA of Ctenocephalides felis (cat flea), 2979 nucleotides long. RefSeq lists its product as uncharacterized. The coding region runs from base 1 to 2979 and encodes 992 amino acids. Gene Ontology annotation, biological process: mitochondrial mRNA polyadenylation; mRNA 3'-end processing. Lineage: Eukaryota; Metazoa; Arthropoda; Insecta; Siphonaptera; Pulicidae. The record is from RefSeq and is a predicted model, not a curated record. Gene Ontology annotation, molecular function: nucleic acid binding; poly(A) RNA polymerase activity; zinc ion binding. The transcript is spliced from 14 exons.
AUGAAUAUAACCACAAAAUUCAUUCAAGAUAUUCGAAAUUUGGAAAAUACUAUUGCUUUGUUCAUAGAAAAAUAUGCAACCGAUAAGACAAUUCUUAAUGAUGAAUUGCAAUGUAGUCUUCAAAUAUUCUGUAAAAGAAUAUUAUACUUUGAAAAAAUUUGGUCUAGAAAUUUAGCUGGCGAAUCAAAUUAUUUAAAUUGUUUGGAUAAUGCAAAUAAAAUACCACUAGAAACAUUUGCGACUGCUAACAAUAACAAGAAUAAUGACACACAAAAAUCUGAAUUAUCUUCUUCUGCUGGUAAGCUAUUAGAGUAUAGGUACUCUAUACAAGAUUUAAUAGAGUUAGCUCCAGAGCACGAAAAACAUGCUUGCAAUGAAAAUAUAAAAAAGCUGAUUCAGUCAUCAUUCAACUCUGGAUGUAUUAAAUUAUGUGAUAAAGCAUCAGUUCAAAAACCCAAGGUUGAUGUGAAAUUGCUUCCUAAAAAAGAAAUAUUAUGCACAGAAGUUAUUCAAUUAUAUGACAAGCAUCAUUAUUGUAUGCUGUGCUACAUAUUUCUCAAUUCCAAAGAUAUACCAAAUCAUAUUGUAUCCAAAAACCAUAUAAAAAGACAGAAAUAUAGGUUAUCUUCAAUUAAGGCAAAGAAAGCAUAUUUUUGCUUCAUCUGUAAAACUGUUUCUUUUGAUGCUGAACUAUUUGCAGUUCAUAUACAACAAACAACUCAUAAGCAUCCGCAAUACAUUCAAAAAGAGUGUUUCAAAUGCCAUAUACAAUUUUAUGGAGCCACAGAUAAUAUUUAUGAACAUAAACAUUUUAAAUCGGAACUGGAGCAAGAGGUGGAAUCUGUAUUGCAGAUUAACAAUGAUUUAAAUGGUCCAAAUGAUUGGUCCAGUGAUUGGAUCACUGUACGUAAUGUGAAUUUUAUUAAUAGAUAUGCUAUAUAUAGAGCAAAUUUGUUUGAUAAUUGUUUGUUGUGUAACGUUAAUAUAUGCAAGGGAGAAUUAAAUAUUUUGACGCAUAUAAAAGGAUCUAAACAUGAAAAAGGAUUGAAAAAUGAUGAUAAAAUAGACUUAAUUAGGCCAUUUUUAAAUCGACUUGAUAAUUACAUGAAGGAUGACAAUGACAACAUAUUGCUUUCAAAUAGAGAUUUCAUAUUUCCUUAUUCUAAAAGGACAAUUUAUUGCAAACCAUGUAAUAAGGAAAUUGAUGUUAGACAAAAAAAAAUAUUCACACAUUUAAAAACUAUGGAUCACAUAUCACAAUGCGAAUCUGUAAUCAAGAGUAGUUCGGGAAAAUUGACACUUUUGAACAAAGAAGUUUCAUUAGAGAAAGAUCACAUAGGUGUUAUGAAAGUUAGUUCUCAUGAUGCAUUCAAAAAUAAACAGGAGAUUGAAGGACAAAACAUUUGUGUCAGUUUUAUGAAAAGUAAUGUACCAAAUAAUUGGAAUCGGAUAGAUUCUAGAAUUGACCCAGUAGAAGACAAUAACAUAUUUAUUGAUGACAGCGUUAGUGCUUUUAUUAAAUGCAUUGAAAGUUCAUGGGCAAUUGUUAAACCGAUGUUAAUUUCAUACUUUGGAUGUAAAAAUAAGGGCCUAUUUUUUAAAGACUUAGUUUGUCAAGAAUGUGGUUUAAUAAUUUUUUCUAAUGAUGAGGGAGCAUUACCUAAACAUACACCCAUCACUUUCAAGUUUAAUGAUACAUCAGUAAAUACAGAUACAAAAAUUGAUGGAAAAGAAAUAAUGUUUACUGCUAUGAAUGAAUUACACGGAAAUGCAUCACAUAUGAAUGGUGGCUGUUUAGGAGUCCGUGAAGAUAAUUUUUAUGACAAUGGAGUAUUAGAUACUAUUACUAAAUACUAUGUAAAUGAUGGAAUGGAUAUAGGCUGUGUUCCAGCAUUUUCAAAUGAAAAGAUUGCUGUUCCGUUGAUGAAUGAUUUUGUAGAAGAAUAUGAGCAUGGCCAAUUAGAUAAUUUAAAAAUUAUUGAGAAUAAUGGAGUUGAAGCAAAUAAUGGCAAUGACACUGAAAAUGUAAAUGUGACAAAUAGUAAAGAAGAAACACAUAAAUUAGAAGAAAUAUUUUUAAAGUUUUGGGACGAUUUUGAUCUCAGUGAUAAGAACCUAAGUUUAAAUAAGCAAAUUUUCGGAAUAAUUGACAAAGGAUUUUUAAAAUGUUUAUUGUGUCGUCAUAAAUUAACUCUCAACAAACGAGGUGUUCUUGGUCAUAUUAAUGGAAUGAGCCAUAGAAGAAACCUUAGCGAAUUUCUAGAAAUUCGUCACUAUUGCAGCGUAUGUAGACUAUUUAUACAGGACUUCAAUUUGCAUAAAAUCUCAUCAAAUCAUAUUUCUAAUAUUCCAGAUUAUAAUGAUGACUUUAAUAAAGAUAAUCCUCCUACAAUGAAACAUGAAUGCAGUGAGUGCCGCGUUAUAUCAUACUAUCCAGCAGGUACCAACUUUGAACACACACAUUUUGAAUUUGAAUUCUCAAAGGUUAUUACAAAAGGAAAAAUUAGUUCCAAUGCAAAAAUUAGAAAAAAAAUUUUGACUUUAAUCGAGGAUGAACAAGUAUUGAAUGACUACUCUGUUAAUUUAAUCAAAUUGGCAAAAACUGCAGCACAAUCGAAUGAAUUGAUAUUAGCUACCUGCACUAUGCUGGAGAAAAAUUUAUCAGUGUUCACAAGCUGCAAAGCCUACCCUUUUGGCUCUAGAAUGACUGGUUUAGGAUGUGAAAGUAGCGAUCUUGACAUUUUUUUUGACAGUGGUUCCAUGUAUAAUGGAUUACAAAACCAAAACAGUCAAUUUCAGAAUUCGUUAAUUGAUGUAUGUUGUGAGGUGUUAAAAAAAUGUGACGAGUGGGACUUUGUGUUCCCUGUUACAAAAGCUAGAACACCAAUUAUUAAAGCAUUUAAUACUGUAUAUAAAAUGGACUGUGAUAUAUCUUUUAGAAAUGGCUUAGGUGUUGAAAAUACUGUCAUAUUAAAGUGA